This is a messenger RNA of Mizuhopecten yessoensis (Yesso scallop), 1697 nucleotides long. RefSeq lists its product as uncharacterized. The annotation marks the transcript as partial. NCBI's taxonomy places the organism in Eukaryota, Metazoa, Mollusca, Bivalvia, Pectinida, Pectinidae. The record is from RefSeq and is a predicted model, not a curated record. The transcript has 3 exons.
AUACCAAAAAGAGAUCACCAGUUGAUGGUCCAACGCAUCUUCCCGUCCGACCCAAAUCCCCAGAUUAUGUGUUGCCAAGCGUUGCUAGAGCUGCGUCACCAACGGAAGUCUUUAAGCCCAUGGAUACCAUCGACUCACUGUACUCGGCGCCUUGGGGAUCCACCUAUGACCAGGACACCUCGUUAUGGCUACCUGACGUCAGCAUCACGCCAUUGGAUAGAAUCUGUUCUUUUGAGUACCUACACACAACAAAACCUAAACCGUUAUGUGUGUCGUCCCUGGGGAAUGUGGAUCACACGUGUUCAGCCGUGUGUGAAGACGAUCCCACGUGUGUUACCUACCAUACCAUGGCGGACACCAUAGCUUCAGAGAUGCCAGUUAAUACCGAUAAAGGACGUCUCUCGUCAGCAAUCAAGCCGGUUAAUCAAGAACGCCCUAUUUUACCUUCAGUCAACCGAGUAUCGCCACCAAAAGUUCCCUCAGUUGCUGUUAACGUAAAAUCUCCACAGAACAAGAAACGACCACCCUAUUCAGUAAACUUGGCAUUGUUCACGGCCUUCAAAAUGGGCGUGUCUCCAGUUAUAUUUCACAGGGCAGGCAUCAAAGCUAUAAUCAAACACAACUCAAGGAAGGUUAAGGAAAGCACCGACCAUGAUACUAAUAGACAUGAUAGGGACGGAUAUUUUAUCCCCAUUUAUGUCCCAAAACGCUGCACCACUGUCUCCGCCUUGUCAACUGUCCUACAAACAAGUACUGCAGUUAUUUUUGGCAAAACUGCAUUUAAAUAUGUAAAAAAUGGCGAGAAGGGGUCUGACAAAAGUCAAACAACAACAAACCGAGACCUAAAGGUAAACAUGAACGAUACAGUGAAACCCAGGAAUCAGUCCACAUGUUCACUUGGUACUCCCCAAAGAAAUCUGAACAAUGACACACAAAAACACUGCAGUUCAUUGGCUGUUACGCAACAGCCUGACAUACCACUAUCGGCCUUAACUCAUAUUCCAGUAACCACAAAUGUACCGAAUCAUGGAGAAAAUCCUGAAACCAAAGAAAUUGCGAUUAGCGUAGCUGUGAAGCCAGUUGUUGGUUCAAUGAUGUCACUUGCGGCCAGACGACAUGACAACAGCACGUACAUGGCGCUGUCUUCGUUGCUAGUGACGACAACAACCGUAGUCCUUGGAGAUGCAAUGGAAAACAGUUGUGUAGAGCUGACAGAAAUAGAACUGUCCGAAAAGGUGCCAGAGGUUGAGACCAAAGUCAACAACCGUAGGUCUGUACUGGACAUCUUAUUUUGUAGGCAGAGGAAAUAACUCUAUGACGCCCAGCAAACUGUAAACAGCAAUAACGAGUCAGAAAAUACGAAGAAAAGGAUUUCAUUUCACAAGAAUGUGAUCAUGAACAUUUUGUGAAUGUGAUCAUUAAAAUCAUGUGUACUGUUGGUCCUUUCUUGUAUUCCGAAUGUCGUUAAUUCUUGUGGAUGGUUUACGUUUGGGGUUUCAUCUGCAGCAAAGGGGAUUUAAUGGACAUAUACAUCAUAUACAUCAACAAUAGAGACUGAUCUAUCGGUUGCAAGAGUGGUAGAAAGAUCAAAUAAAACUUUGAGAAAAUGGGCAACGAGCAUUUUUAAACAAGCGAAUACUAUUUGUCAAAUAAUCUUAUCACAUGGGGUGUCAGGGGCAAAGAUAAAGGUCACCGAG